GUUUUUAAGUAUUAAUUUCAUCUCAUUAUUCCUCACCCCUCUCCCCCUCCCUCUCCCGCUCCCUAUCGAUCGACGUACUCACCGUGGAGCUCCGAGGUCAGGGUUUCUUCCUUCUCCCUCUUCCGAAACCCUAGCGGUUCACUACUUCGAGAUCUAAGAGAACAGUGUCCUUGUCGAAAAUUGCCAGGCUGCAUCUCGAAGCCUAACCUUUUUCUCCGGUUCCAACACGAGAUGGGCGGACGAGCGGUGGUCUCCGAUGAGGAAGAUGAGGUCGAAGAGGAUGAGGAAGAACGAGCCAUGGAGCAGGACGCUGAUGACGUUGGUGAUGGGGGCAACGAUGAUGAGGAGGAAGAAGAAGAAGAGGGGCAGGAUGAGUACGAGCAAGAUGGAUUUAUAGUGGACGAUGUGGAAGAGGAGGAAGCAGAGGAAGAAGAGGAGGAGGAAAAACAGGAGAGUGACGAGGAGAGACAUAGAAAAAGGAAGAAGAAGAGAAGGGAUUCAGAGAAAAAUUACGUUCUUGAUGAGGAUGAUUAUGAGUUACUUCAAGACAACAACAUAACCGGAUUCCGUCGACCUCAACCAAGUAGCAAAUUUAAGCGAUUGAAGAAGGCUGGAAGGGACAAUGAAGUGGAGCGGUCUGGGUUUUCAGAUGAUGAAGAAUUUGAUAGGGACAGUCGUGGUGGCCGAACAGCUGAAGAAAAACUUAAGCGUAGCUUGUUUGGAGACGACGAAGUGGUGCCAUUAGAGGAUAUCGCUGAGGAAGAAGAGCAGCCCGAAGAAGAAGAAGAAGCGGACAUUAUUGGGGAGGAAGAUGAAAUGGCAGAUUUUAUCGUGGAUGAAGAAGAUGUUGAUGAGACUGGUGCUGUUGUAAGAAAGAAAAAGCCCAAGAAAAAGAUGUCACGCCAAGCCCCAGGAGUUUCAUCAUCUGCUUUACAAGAAGCCCAUGAAAUAUUUGGUGAUGUUGAUGAGCUUCUAAUGCUACGGAAGCAAGGCCUUGCAGCUGUUUCUGCUGAUGGCAGUUGGAGUGAGAAGAGACUGGAGGAUGAGUUUGAACCUUUUAUUCUCUCAGAGAAGUAUAUGACCCCAAAGGAUGACAUUAUCCGAGAAACAGAUGUGCCUGAGAGAAUUCAGUUGUCUGAGGACAAAACUGGGUCACCUCCGACCGAUGAUAAAAGCAUAGAAGACGAGAGUACGUGGAUAUACAGCCAACUUACUAGUGGUGGUAUUUCUCCUCUAGUUGGUUAUGAUCAAAUAGUCAAAGAGAUAAAUAAGGAGGAAAUUGGAAAUGUCUUGACAAUGAUGCAUGUGCAGAAGCUUGAUAUUCCUUUCAUUAGCAUGUACCGCAAGGAGUUAUGUCACAGUCUUUUGAAAGAUCCUGAUGCCAACAUGGCAGAUAUUGAAGAAACGCCAAAGAUGAAGUGGCAUAAGGUGCUCUGGGCUGUUCAGACAUUGGACAGAAAAUGGUUGUUGCUUCAGAAGAGGAAAAGUGCCCUCCAUUCCUACUAUAACAAACGCUUUGAAGAGGAAGCUCGAAGAAUUGAUAAUGAAACGAGACUUGCAUUAAAUCAACAACUUUUCAAAUCAAUUACGGAAGCUCUGAAGGAUGCAAGAUCAGAGAGAGAGGUCGAUGAUAUUGAUGCCAAGUUCAAUUUGCAUUUUCCUCCAGGUGAAGUUGAUACAGAGGAUGUUCAAUUUAAGAGACCAAAGCGGAAAUCAUUGUACAGUAGUUUCCACAAAGCUGGUCUCUGGGAGGUUGCUAACAAAUUUGGUGCUAAUUCUGAGCAGUUUGGGCUGCUUCUCUCAUUAGAAAAGAUAUCAGAUGAAUUUGAAGAUGCAAAAGAAACUCCUGAAGAAAUUGCAGCAAAUUUUACAUGUGCUUUGUUUGAAACACCACAAGAUGUGCUUAAAGGUGCUCGGCACAUGGCAGCAGUGGAGAUUGGAUGUGAGCCAAAUGUUAGAAGACAUGUGCGCAGUAUCUUUAUGGAGAAGGCUGUCGUGUCAACAAGUCCUACUCCUGAGGGAAAUAUGGCAAUUGAUUCCUAUCAUCAGCUUGCAGGUGUCAAGUGGCUCCGCAAUAAGCCGUUAUCCGAGUUUGUGGAUGCUCAAUGGCUACUUAUCCAAAAAGGUGAAGAAGAGAAGCUGCUUAAGGUCACGAUCAAAUUACCAGAAGAUAUCCAAAAGAAAUUGUUAAGUGAUGCUUCCGAGUAUUAUCUGAGUGAGCGUGUCAGUAGAUCUGCUCAGCUUUGGAAUGAGCAACGGAAGAUGAUAUUGGACGACUCAUUUCUCACCCUUAUUCUUCCAUCAAUGGCAAAGGAAGCUCAAUCACUAUUGACUGCUAGGGCCAAGAGUUGGCUUCUUAUGGAAUAUGGAAGACAGUUGUGGAAUAAAGUCUCUGUUGCCCCUUUCAAGCGGAAGGAUGCAGACAAUGAUCCGGAGGAUGAAUCUGAAUCAAGGGUAAUGGCUUGCUGUUGGGGACCUGGGAAGCCUGCAACUACAAUUGUUAUGUUGGACUCGGCAGGAGAAAUGGUGGAUGUGCUGUAUGCUGGUUCUGUUAGUGUUCGAUCCCAGGCUGUUGCUGAUCAACAGAGAAAGAAAAAUGACCAUCAAAGGCUUCUGAAGUUCAUGACAGAUCAUCAACCUCAUGCUGUCUGUGUGGGAGCAGCAAAUAUGGCCUGCAGACAACUGAAGGAUGACAUUUAUGAAGUUAUUUUCAAGAUAGUGGAAGAUCAUCCAAAAGAUGUCAGCCAGGAUCUAGAAUAUUUCAGUAUUGUCUUCGGGGAUGAAUCCUUGCCUCGCCUAUAUGAGAAUUCAAGAAUUUCUUCGGAUCAACUCCCUGGUCAACCAGGUAUUGUGAAACGUGCCGUGGCUCUUGGUCGAUAUCUGCAAAACCCUUUGGCGAUGGUUGCUACACUCUGUGGACCAGGGAAAGAGAUUCUAUCUUGGAAACUUUGUCCCCUGGAACAUUUUCUUACACCAGAUGAGAAGUAUGAGGUUGUUGAGCAGGUUAUGAUUGAUGCAACCAACCAGGUUGGUGUGGAUAUAAAUCUAGCUUCAAGUCAUGAAUGGCUUUUUGCUCCUUUACAGUUCAUUUCUGGUCUUGGACCACGGAAAGCAUCUGCUUUGCAAAAAGCAUUUGUUAGGGCCGGAUCCAUUUUUAAUCGUAAGGAGAUACCUAUGGGAAAGAUUCUUAGAAAGAAAGUUUUCAUUAAUGCUGUUGGAUUUUUGCGUGUUUGCCGGAGUGGGGCAGCUUCUGCUAGCAGUCACAUUAUGGACCUUCUGGAUGACACAAGAAUUCAUCCAGAGUCGUAUGAUCUAGCAAAGAAUCUGGCCAAGGAUGUUUAUGCUGAAGAUGUUCCGAAUGAACCUAACGAUAUGGAUGAUGAUGUACAAGAGAUGGCAAUCGAACAUGUGAGGGAGAGGCCACAUAUGCUUAAAGUGCUCGACAUCAAUGAGUAUGCCAAAAGCAUUUUUAAUCAGUAUGGGACCAACAAAAGGGAGACCCUGUAUGAUAUAAAGAUGGAGCUUCUACAUGGAUUCCAGGAUUGGCGGACACCUUUCAAAGAACCUGGUGCAGAGGAGGAGUUUGCUAUGCUCUCUGGUGAAACGGAUGAUACCAUUUCAGAAGGGAGAAUUGUUCAGGUCACAGUGCGCCAUGUACAAGAAAAUCGUAUCAUUUGUGCUUUUGAUUCUGGUUUGAAAGGGAUGAUUUUCUCUGAUGAUUUCUCAGACGACGGAUAUGAUCCUGAGAAGGUACAUGAAGGUGAUAUACUUACCUGCAAGAUUAAGCAGAUCAAUAAGAAUAGACUUGUGGUUUACCUGACAACCAAGGCUAGUGAUUUGAGGAGAAGACCUUACAAUAUUCGUAAUCGUGAUCCUUAUUACCAUGAGGAUGAGAUCAGUUUGCAGAGUGAGAUGGAGAAGGCCCGAAAGGACAAGGAACGUGCAAAGAAACAUUUCAAACCAAGGAUGAUUGUUCAUCCCCGUUUCCAGAAUUUGACAGCUGAUGAAACAAUGGAGUACCUAUCUGAUAAGGAACCUGGUGAGAGCAUUAUCCGACCCAGUUCUAAAGGGCCUUCAUUUUUGACAUUGACACUGAAAGUUUUUGAUGGAGUAUAUGCUCAUAAAGAAAUAGUGGAAGGUGGAAAAGAUCACAAAAAUAUUACCAGCUUACUUCGACUGGGAAAGACAUUGACAAUUGAUAAAGAUACAUUUGAAGAUCUUGAUGAAGUUAUGGAUAGAUAUGUUGAUCCAUUGGUCGCUCACCUGAAAAUUAUGCUUUCUUAUCGCAAAUUCAGAAAAGGAACAAAGAUGGAAGUUGACGAUUUGUUGAGAGCAGAGAAGGCAGUAAAUCCAAUGAGGAUAGUCUAUUGUUUUGGGAUUUCUCAUGAACAUCCAGGGACAUUCAUUUUAUCCUAUAUCAGAAGUUCAAAUCCACAUCAUGAGUAUAUUGGGUUGUAUCCAAAAGGUUUUAGGUUUCGGAAAAAGGAUUUUGAUGACAUUGAUCGCCUGGUGGCUUAUUUUCAGAAGAACAUAGACAAACCACCACCUGAUGCUGGCCCAUCUUUACGAACACUUGCUGCAAUGGUACCAAUCAAAAGCCCUGCAUGGGUUUCCUCUAGUGGGGGAUCUGUAGGCAGUGCCUCAGCAGGCAGUAAUGAUGGCUGGAGAGGUCAUGCAAAUUCAGACCGGGAAAGAUCUUCCACGCCUGGUUCGAGAACAGGUGACAGAUUUGACUCUAGGAGCAUUGGCAGUCGAGAUGUUCAUCCAAGUGGGCUUCCUCGUCCAGGCCGAGGGCAUGGGCGAGGGCAUGGCAGAGGAAAUAAUUUGGUCAGUGGGGGCCACGAUUCUGGUUAUGGUGCUACAAAAUGGGGUUCAAAUGAAAACAAUGGCUUGAGCACAUUUCCUGGUGCCAAAGUUCAGAAUUCCCCUGGCAGGGACCCUUGGGGCUGGGGCAGUGGGGGCAGUGGUGGUGGACAGGGUGGGAGCAACACUGGUGGUAGUACUGGUGGUGGGGAUUGGGGAAGUGGCUAUGCUGAUAGAGGCAGUGACAAAUGGGGUGGGGGUGGCAGCAAGAGUGGUUGGGGCGAAGGUGGCAGUGGAGGUAGUAGCUGGGGGACAGGAGGCAAUGUUGGUGGCAGAGAGGUCAGGGCUGGCUUGGGGGGAGUUGGAAACGGUGGUACUGGUCCUGGCUGGGGUGGGAAUAGCGGUGGCGGUGGCGGUGGCAGCAGCACAGGUGGCUGGGGUGGAGGCACUAGCUUUGGCGGUUUGACUGAGGAAUUAGCAAAUCCCAAUGGCUCAGGCAGUUCAAACACUGGAUUUGGUGCUUCAGCUCCGGGAUGGGGUGAUUCUAGGAGAUCAGUAGCAUCUCAACCCGAUACUGGAGACGGUACGAGUGGAGGAAAUGGAGUUGGAUGGUAACUCAGGAGCUGGGCAAUUUUUGAUAUUUGACCCUAAUGGAAGUGGAAACUACAAGGUGUAGAUUAUCAUUUGGACCAAUCGAGCAAAAACCAUCUUACCUAUUAUUCACUUGGCUCGUGUUAGCUUUCAUGGUUUAGGUUGUAUAUUAUGACAGGCCCCGCUAUAGCAUCAAAUCUGUUCUAGUCUUUUACUGUAUCUGUUGUUUAGGCCCUUUCAAAUUAACAGAAAUGUAUCUGUUAUGAGAAAAUAAGCUUAAAUUAAACAAUCGAGUCUUGGGAUAA
Messenger RNA from Musa acuminata AAA Group (dessert banana), 5699 nucleotides. RefSeq names its product transcription elongation factor SPT6 homolog. The transcript has 18 exons. Gene Ontology annotation, biological process: transcription elongation-coupled chromatin remodeling; transcription elongation by RNA polymerase II; nucleosome organization. NCBI's taxonomy places the organism in Eukaryota, Viridiplantae, Streptophyta, Magnoliopsida, Zingiberales, Musaceae. Gene Ontology annotation, molecular function: nucleic acid binding; histone binding; nucleosome binding. Bases 232 to 5418 code for a protein of 1728 amino acids. Gene Ontology annotation, cellular component: transcription elongation factor complex. The record is from RefSeq and is a predicted model, not a curated record.